This is a messenger RNA of Penicillium canescens, 954 nucleotides long. RefSeq names its product Dcp1 family protein. Gene Ontology annotation, cellular component: P-body. The record is from RefSeq and is a predicted model, not a curated record. Gene Ontology annotation, molecular function: mRNA binding; enzyme activator activity. The transcript has a single exon. Bases 1 to 954 code for a protein of 317 amino acids. Lineage: Eukaryota; Fungi; Ascomycota; Eurotiomycetes; Eurotiales; Aspergillaceae. Gene Ontology annotation, biological process: deadenylation-independent decapping of nuclear-transcribed mRNA; deadenylation-dependent decapping of nuclear-transcribed mRNA; positive regulation of catalytic activity.
AUGACCUCUCGCAAACCCCGACGCCAGAACAAUCACACUACAACCGACUAUGAAUCAGACACUGCAUAUUAUUCAGACAUGCCGCAAGCUGCACCCCCGCUCCGUUCCAACGAGGAACUGAACCUCUCAGUGAUCCGCCGCCACAAGCCCUCCGUGACCUCGAUCCUCUCUCUCGCCCCCUACGCAGUCGUCUACAUCUUCAGCCCAACAACAAAACAAUGGGAAAAGAACGGGGUUGAAGGGACCCUAUCCGUCUGCCAGCAAACCCAGGGCGACCUAGGUGAAGAACGCUACAGCGCGUUCGUGCUCAAUCGGCGCGGACUCAACAACUUCGAUCUCCCUCUAACGGACGGCGAGAAUGUCGAAAUCACCGACGAAUACGUGAUUCUCAAGGCAGACGAGAGCGCUGAAGGCGAAACGGGUCAGAAUGGCAUUGCCGACCCCUUGCACCCACAGAACAUCGCCAGCAACAACCAGAGCGGCAACAACGUCCGCAUCUACGGUCUCUGGAUCUAUUCCGAGCCGCCACCGAACUCGACCGCCGAGGCUCGCACCAUCAAUGCUCAGAUGAUCCGCGAGUGCGCUACCCACGCUGGGCACAGUAUGAAGCUCGCCCGUGAGCGUCUCGAGGCUAUGCGCCAGUCCAAUAUGCAUGUUGCUGCCGCUGCAGCUUCGACACAGCCCGCCCCGCUGGAAGAGAUUCAGGCCAGUGUGCCCAUGGGACGACAGGUCUCGUUGAAGGAAUUGUUUGGUCAACAGCGCGCUCAGGAUGAUGGAUGGAGUGUACGUGCGCAUCAUAUUAGCCCCGAGCAGCUGGCUCAGCAGGCUGGUUAUCAGAAUAUGAUGCAUCAGCAUAUGUCUGCUCCUCAUCCGCCGCCACAGCCGCAGGCAGAUGUGCUAGGUGAUCUAUUUCGGAGGGCGGGAUUGGCGUAUCAAGGGAAUGGACAGGGAUAG